GUUAGGUAGCCAUUUUUGAAACACAAACAAGUGAAGCGAGACUUCAUAUAAACACGCACCACCGAGUAAAUGAAUAAAUAAAUACAACGCGCCGCAUGGUUAGUUAACGUUACAAAACAUUCAGGAUGAUAGUGUGACACGACUAAAAAGAGCGUACCCAAGAAAGAAGAUUCAGUGUAAAAGGACGACUGUUUUUUUUAUAGCUCGCUAACGCUAGCUGGCUCGUUAGCUAACUACCGUUAGCAGUAUUAAGGAGUUGGAGGGAAAUCUCCACAGAAGAGUACAGUUCAGCACAACGGAGUGGUUGGGCCCCUGCUCAUCAGCGUUCCCACUCUUUUGAUCUUUCAUUAAGCGGAUUAUAUUACUGUGACUCUUUUCAGUAUCACUAGUAUUAUAGUAUUUUGGGGGGUGUUUUUUCUCUCCUAUUUUUUGGGCUGGUGGUUUCGGUGAUAAAUACCUCUCCCCAGUGCGUCCAUUCCUAGCUCCCUGACAGAGGCAGCUCUACUUUUUUUUGUCAGAGAACUAGCAGUGCCUAUAGGCUCCGCCGCUGCACACCCUGGCCUGACCUGAGUCAGCCCAAUUCAACCCGGUCCUUUCCUCUGGACAAGACACUUAGUGCCCUGUGCACAAGGGAAUAUGACUGCUGAGACACUGAACUUUGGCCCAGAAUGGCUCCGUGCGCUGUCCAGUGGGGGGAGUGUUACGUCCCCGCCCCCUUCGCCCGCCAUGCCAAAGUACAAGUUGGCCGAGUACCGAUACGGCCGGGAGGAGAUGUUAGCACUUUAUGUCAAGGACAACAAGGUUCCUGAAGACAUGCAGGACAAAGAGUUUGCUGCUAUUCUAAAGGAUGAGCCUCUUCAGCCGUUGGCCUUGGUGCCCCUGACUGAGGAGGAGCAGAGGAACUUCUCCAUGUCGGUGAACAGCGUGGCCGUGCUGAGGCUGAUGGGAAAGGGGAGCGGGGCCGCACCAGCAGGUGUGGCCAGGGGGCGAGGGAGCACGCGAGGCAGCCGAGGCCGAGGGAGAGGGGAAACUGGGUUUUACCAAAGAGGUUCCGAGGAUGGCGAACUGGGGUUCGGUCGUAGCGUGAGAGAAAUCAACCGCAGCCAAAGCUGGGAUGACAGGGGCGAGCGGCGCUUCGAGAAACCCUUGAGGAGGGAUGGGGUCCGUGCCGUCUUCGAGGAAGCAGGUUCGGCGCCUAGGAAAGAUUACACACGCUCCGACAGCGAGAACUGGCGCACACUGCGGGAGGACCAAGAAGAUGAAGAGGGCGAGUGCGGGGGCAGCUGGAGGCAGGCUGGGGCUCGCAGAGAUGGUGCGCAGCUUUGGGAGAUGGGGGUUUCUGCUCGGCGGCCUGUAGCCAGUCGCAUGCUAAUAUGCAUCAUUGUGUUUGGUUUCGCAGAUGGGGGUCCUCGCUCGGCGGGCUGGCGUGAGCUCGGCGGCUCUGGGGACGGCCGGCGGAAGAAGUUUGACUUUGAUUUCCGGGAGCCUUUGGAGGGGGGGCGCCGGCGAGGUAGUGGCGACGGGCCGGACGAGGAGAGAGACGGGCUUCCUGAAUGGUGCACGGAUGAGGAAGAAGGAGAAAUGGGCACCUUUGAUUCGUCAGGGGCCUUCCUGCCAAUCAAGAGCCCUAAGGAGCCCAUCCCAGAGGAGCAGGACCUGGAAAAAGAGGAUGGGGGAGGAGAGAGUGAAAGAGAAAAAGAUGUGCAGAGGGAGCGGAAGGACAGCAGCGAAGAGACGACAGAAACGAAGAAGGCAGGUGCAGGGAAUGAGGAGGAGGGACAGCCCAUGACACCUGCUUCCGCCUUCCAGCCCUCUGCAGACCCCGUGGAACCACAGACACCCCACAGCCCCCCCACCUCAGCCAGCUUGAAGCUGAACGAAGCGAGCGUGCCUGGUACCCAUGCUGCCCAGCUGAGCCCUAUUGCCGCCUCUGGCUCCUCCUCCUCUUCUGCUGCUACACACCUCCUGCCACUAGGGGGUGAUACUGAAGACGAGGAGGGCUUGAAGCACCUGCAGCAGGAAGCGGAGAAGAUGGUGGCAUCUUUGCAGGACAGCUCCCUGGAUGAGGAGAGCUUCACGCAGACCUUGCAGGACAGAGGCAACACCGCAGCCGCCCUGCCGCUAUCUCACGAGGCAGCCAUGAAAUGGUUCUACAAGGACCCACAGGGAGAGAUCCAGGGACCAUUCACCACACAGGAGAUGUCGGAGUGGUUUCAGGCAGGCUACUUCAGCAUGGGCCUGCUGGUGAAGCGUGGCUGCGACGAGGGCUUCCAGCUGCUCGGCGACGUCAUCAAGAUGUGGGGGCGUGUUCCUUUCGCCCCCGGGCCUUCCCCGCCCCCCCUGCUGGGCAACUUGGACCAGGAGCGGCUGAAGAAGCAGCAGGAGCUGGCUGCGGCAGCCCUGUACCAGCAGCUCCAGCAGCAACAGCAACAGCAACAACACCAACAGCAGCAGCAACAGCUCUUCCACCUCAUUAACAGGUGCAGUGAGCCGGCUGUGAUGCCUCUAGUCAGCAGGUCCAUGUCUAUGCCGGAGGCAGGAUCUCUGUGGGAAAUGCAUACCUCAGCUUCACAGCAGUCCGGCGGUGAAGCCAGUUUAUGGGACUUAACCAUGAAUUCAACUCAGGGUCCAACUCUCGACCAGCUGCAGAAGCUCCAGGAGCGACGCGAUGCAGAGCUCAGGGCAAAGCGGGAUGAGGAGGAACGGAAGCACAGAGAGGAGAAGAAGAGGCGCGAGGAAGAGGAGAUGUUCCGGAGGAAGCAGCAGUGCCGUCAGCAGCAGGAGCUGAUCCUGAAACUGCUCCAGCAAAGCCAGCAGCAGGGCGCCCCGGGGUGGGCCGGCCCAGGGGGCAUGGCGGCGGUCCUGUCCAAACAGCUGCAGCAGGAGGCCGAACGGCAGCUACACAAGCAGCAGAGGGAGCGGCACGGGCCACUGGGGGGGCAGUGGGGUGACACUGCCGGGGGCCUGUGGGCCGGGACGGGCCUGGAGGGCAAAUCAGGGGGCAGCGGCGGGAUGGGUCUCUGGGAAGAGGCCAUCAAAAAUCAGACAGGCCUGCGCAGCCUGGGCCUGAAGAACAGCCGCAGCAGCCCACCAAUCAGCGAGCCUUAUCUGAUGGCCCGGCGAAAGCGCACAGAGGAGGAAGAGAAGCUGCUGAAGCUGCUUCAGGGCAUGAAGCCGCAGGACGGCUUCACCACGUGGUGCGAGCAGAUGCUGCACGCGCUCAGUGCCAGCACCAGCACCUCGUCCUCGCUCGACGUGGCCACCAUUGUGGCGUACCUGAAGGAGGUGGAGUCUCCUUAUGAAGUUCACGACUGCAUCCGCUCCUUCCUGGGAGACACCGUGGAAGCCAAAGAGUUUGCCAAACAGUUCCUGGAGCGCCGUGCCAAACAGAAAGCCAACCACCAGAGGCAGCAACAGCAGCUUUCCAAGGAGUUGGCAGGACUGGCUAUCAACUUCCCACUGCAGGACUCCAUGCGGGGUGUCAGCUCUAGCGCCCUGCAGUCCAUGUUCCAGUCAGCCCACGUGGGGAAGGGGGGGCUGUACGACAGCCAGGGAGCCAAGAUGAGGAAGAAACAGCCCGUGAUGUUGCACUCGGACCCCAGUAUUUUAGGAUAUUCGUUCCAUGGCGGAGACCAUCUAAGUUUGGGCGAGAUGGAGCCAGUAGAAGAGUACUGACCCAGAGCAAUAUCUUCCCGAGGCCUUCAGACAAGCACACCGGCCAGGCGUGUGCACAGCUAGGGCAGAGAGGACAGCAGGCCUCUGCUGCUCCUGGACCAGCAGGCCUCUGCUGCUCCUGGACCCAGGCUGGCACUUAAUACAGUAAAGCACCUUAAAAUGACGCACUUUAUCCUGGGGGGGUUGAGUAUGGGACUCUGCGUGUGCAGGUCGCCUGCCUGCCUGCAUGCGAGCGAGUGAGUGUGUGUGUGUGUGUGGUGUGUGUGUGUGCGCGCGUGUAUGUCGGUGUGUGUAUAUGCUCACACUAUAUGAAUAUACACACAUGGGCGCGCAGUAACUGGAAUGCAGACGAGUGACUGCAGUAGGGGGCAUUUUCUACUUGUCAGAAAGCAGAUUCUUUCUUGAAAGAUACACUGUUUUGUUUUUUUUAAGUUUAUAUAAAAGUUGAAGCUAUAAAAUGCUGAAUUUAAAAACUUGAAGAUUUGCACUUGUGUUAAAAAAAUCUGACUAAAUUUAUUAGAUGUAGAGAUGGAUAUUUUUGUUAUUUGUGUGCACGCAUGUUUACGAGAGAGUGUGCUAACUACUCUGCACAAGUUUUUUUUUUUUUGCUCACUGAGAUCAUGUACAGUACAAGGCCAUUUUCAUUGUGUUCAGAUGAAAAUCUGAGUUCUUGAAGUGUAUGUAUGUAUGUGAUAAAUGCUGGGUGGUGGGGGGAGGGGUAGUAGCUGAAGCACCACCAGUUCCCGCAUUCACCUGUUCCUUGGUGCUGUAGUGCUGGUGUAUGCCAGUAGGUGGCGACUGCGCUCUCCCUUUAACUUUCCUGUGACUGCCACUCCAGGUUGUGCAAGUGUAUGUCCCCGUUUCUCUCAAAUCGUUGUGUAACAAAUUUGUAUUACUGUCAGUCUGUGCUUCAUGUUAACCAUGCAAAGGUGAGUGUGUGUGUGUGACAGUGUGUGUGUGUGGGCGUGCCCAAAAAUGCGCGGUGGUUUGCCACCAGGCAGGGCAGUGCUUUGGCAAGGUAUUGAAAGUAUUGGCCUGAGACUUGGGGCACUUUCAGGGCUGCUACCUUGUUUUUGUUUUCAUUUCAUGGCCUCUGAUAAAUGCAUAUGUUUUUGUGAUGCUGAAUGUAUUCCAAAAAAGACAAGAGUGUGUGGAGGCAAGAGGGAGCAACGACAUGCAGAAGCGAACUGUACAGACCGCAGGCUGUAGAACGAGGCUCCGUGAUCCCGGAACCCGUGGGCUGGGGGAGCGGGACCGCGAGCCCCCGCCACAGGGCCCCUGCCACCCGCUUAGGGGAGUCCUGCUUGUUUACACACAUUGAUUUCAGUUGGUGCAUUUUUGUUUCUUCUGAGACGUCAUGAAUUGGAGAUGAGACAGGCGGAGUUGGAUGUACAGACAAUACUCCACCCAGCGAUCACGAGGGGAUCUGGCCCUCGUGUGGAACAUAAAGGAUCUGUUUCUCAUUAAGCUCAUAUGGAAAAUUUAGGGUGGGGUGGCAGUUCAUUGUGUCAUUUAUUUAUUUGCUGUUUUUUUUUUUUCUUUCUUUCUGUGGUUUGAAAAGUUAGUGCAGGAGGAUUUUUCUCCCUAAAUGAGAGUAAAGGAGCGUUUGGUACUUCACCCACAUUACUUUUUUUUUCCAUUUUUGUUUUUUACCAUAUCCGUUUUUUUUUUAUUAUUAUUUAACUUCUUACCCACCUUUUUUGUUUGAAAGAAACUAAAGAACAUUAGAAGCACGGAAGUUUUCUCCACCUCUGCCAGCUGACGGACAGCUUGGAGCGCGAAUGGCUGGUCCCUCAGCUUCGGAGCGGCUUUCUGCCCUUUUUUAAUGAGUCUGCCCAGCUCAGAUAGAUGCCCCCGGUCAGGCUGCCAGCUUCUCUGUGCCCUCGGCCAGCUUGCGGAAAGGGAAGAAAUCCUCUGAGGCGCAGUGCUGGGGGAUGGUACCCAGCAGUAGUACCCCGGCCCGUCAAAGGACAGCGACCAGACCUGACGCAGCUUACUUACAGACCAGUACACACGUACGCUGAAUGCGGGCGGUUGAGGGGGGGCAUGUAACAUAUAUGUGUUUUAUGGGGGCAGCAAAGGACUGGAACAGCCCCCACCCCAUCUGUCGCAUCAUUUCAGAACCUCAGCUUCCUCCUGAGAACCAGUGAACAGCAGGCUGCAGAAGACUGUCUGAAGUGAGGACCUUACUGGGACAUCAUGUCAGGUCUGCAGCAGUGCGGCCUUCUGGAGAGAGAGGUGCUUCUACCCAAAAAGGCGUUCUUGGAAUGGGGCAGAGACUAUGUAGAAGAGCUCAGGCAGAAUAUCCCUGGGGGGGGGGGCACCUCACGUCAAACCCUGCAGUCUGUUACUCCAGUUGUACUGUGGAGGGGGGGCAGGGCAGACAGACUGUGCCCCCUACCGUAGAGGACUCGCACAAGGCUUGGUCUCAAAAAAAAAAAACGAGUCUCUGGUUCCUGACACCAGCUUGUAUUUGUAAAUAAUGUAAUUUUUUUUUAGUUGGAGGGGGGAGGGGUGAUAGUGAUUUAAUUUGGUUGACAUGCCUUAACUGUAUAGAAACAGCCUUGGUCCUGAUUCUCACUGAUUCUUGGUCCUGUUUUUGAGGUGAAACGCGGCACGUUGCUCUGUCCCUCUUACAAAUGCAUCUGCGUACUGUGUUGCACACUGGCUUACAGUCCCGAUGCGGGUGCAUUCACGAAGGGCCACCUAAUUCUGUGAACUCCUAUGUGUGCUCUCAUUUUCAAACGCAGUUACGUGUGGCUGUGCUACCCACAAUCCUCUGGGCUGUCCGGUCCCAACUGGAGCUGAGCUGACUGAGACCUUGGGGGGUGACGGCCACGUCAGGCUCGGUCUUCAUGCUGAUGCCAUUGCAGGGAGCUCAGAUAGGAGGGAGUGUAAGAGAGCAUCGUCUCCAUAGGAUGGGGAGCCUGAAUCUUUUAGCAGAAGCCUCAGGCGCUGCCCAGUGCGAUUUGCAUCCCAUCAGUCUUCUGUGUUCAGUAUAGAAAAACUGUCUUCUGUGACGCCGAACUGAAUGAUCUGUCGCUGUCUGUCUGUCUUGUUCUGAAUGUGAAUAAUUUCCUUUCUGUUUAGCAUUUGUUCCUGUGGAUGCUUGUUUAUUUUAAGCAUUUUUUUUUUUAUUAUUAUAAAGUUGGGGGGGAGGUUUUAGUGAUGCUUGGGCAGCAGUGUGUUGGGGGGGGGGGAUCUGUUAGUAUUCUGCAUUCUUUCAGGGAUGUGUGUUGCUUCCUUGCUUGUUUAAAGAUGCCCACUGUGCCCUCAGCACUGUAUCCUGUGUGUUUUUUUUUCUUUUGCCAUGUCAGAAAAUAUUGUCUUGUUCCUUCUGAGCUCCUGCUGUGAGACCAUUUUAAGGUCUGGACAAUUCCAUUUCAAUUCCAUUGGAAUUAUUGUGAGACUGGACAUUUCCUAGAAUUGCAGUUUGCUGUGGUGCUAAAAUGGUGUUAUUGUGGAAUUGGAGUGGAAUUGUGCGCUUCUGAGGUGUCUUGCGGCAAAAGACGUGAAUUUUACAGAAAGGAAAUUAAGUCAGAAAGCAUUCUGAUAUUAACAACCACCCCCCUCCCGAAAUCAGUCGGCUCAUCUCCACUGACUUAUAAACCCUAUGAAGGUUUUAAAGAUGGAACACAAAUAACACGGAAAACAAAAUGAACAACCUACAGUUAAAUAGUUUGAGAACAAAAAUGUAAAACAAUAAACUGAUUUAAGCAUAAA
Paramormyrops kingsleyae is the source of this 7398-nucleotide messenger RNA. Its product is annotated as GRB10-interacting GYF protein 1-like. Gene Ontology annotation, molecular function: protein binding. Gene Ontology annotation, cellular component: cytosol. Gene Ontology annotation, biological process: insulin-like growth factor receptor signaling pathway. Lineage: Eukaryota; Metazoa; Chordata; Actinopteri; Osteoglossiformes; Mormyridae. The record is from RefSeq and is a predicted model, not a curated record.